Molecule: messenger RNA, 1924 nt
Organism: Pseudoliparis swirei
Lineage: Eukaryota; Metazoa; Chordata; Actinopteri; Perciformes; Liparidae
Gene: riok1
Product: RIO kinase 1 (yeast)
Exons: 17
Coding region: 153-1787 (544 amino acids)
Biological process (GO): maturation of SSU-rRNA
Cellular component (GO): preribosome, small subunit precursor; cytosol
Molecular function (GO): ATP binding; protein serine/threonine kinase activity
Source: RefSeq, a predicted model, not a curated record
GUCACGUGUGGAGACCCGGAAGUAAAAAUAACACGCUGCUCUAUGAGAAGCUGCUCCGACGAGGUUCCGAUCAGUUUGGAUCAGUUUGGACACGUAUUGGUUCCUGGAUCAGUUCUGGUUAGAAAUUCUGUUUCUAGGUUCUGUGUGACGUCAUGUCGCUGGCCAGCGGAGUACCUGGACAGUUUGAUGACGCAGAGGAGGUCAGUGACCAAUCGGAGCUGUUGGCUGCAACACAUCAAAGCAGUGAUGUCACUCUACAGUCUUCAUCAGACCGACAACAGGAGGAAUAUGAUGAUGAAGACGAUGAUGAUGAUGAAGAUGAUGAGGAGGAGGAGGAGUGGGCGUGGUUUUCUGCAGGAGGAGAUCUCACCAAAAGAUACAACAGGACAGCUGUCAGCUUCCAGUCUAACAGACAGAAUCCGUCCAAUAAGACGCUGCGGUCGACACCGUCUGAUAAAGCUCUGAGGAAGUAUGAACACAAGAUCAACCUGGAUAAACUGAAUUUCGCCGACUCAGUGAUCAACAAAGUGACGACGAUGCAGAAACAGAAAGACGCCUCCACGUACCGAGUGAAGGACAAAGCCGACCGAGCCACCGUGGAACAGGUCCUAGAUCCUCGAACUCGAAUGAUUCUCUUCAAGAUGUUAAGUCGAGGAGUCAUCUGUGAAAUCAACGGCUGCAUCAGCACCGGGAAGGAGGCCAACGUGUACCACGCCAGCACCUCCUCCGGAGAGAGCAGAGCCAUCAAGAUCUACAAGACGUCCAUCCUGCUGUUCAAGGACAGGGACAAAUACGUCAGUGGAGAGUUCAGGUUCCGUCAUGGUUACUGUAAAGGAAAUCCCAGGAAGAUGGUGAGGACCUGGGCCGAGAAGGAGAUGAGGAACCUCAUCAGGCUGCAGACGGCAGGAAUCCCGAGUCCAGAACCAAAGCUGCUCAGAAGUCACGUUCUGCUGAUGAGCUUCAUUGGAAAAGACGACAUGCCGGCUCCUCUGUUGAAGAACGCGGCGCUGUCGGAGUCCAAGGCGUGCCAGCUGUACCUGCAGGUUCUCCAGAACAUGAGGAAGAUGUUCCAGGAGGCCCGCCUGGUCCACGCCGACCUCAGCGAGUUCAACAUGCUGUAUCACGACGGAGACGCCUACAUCAUCGACGUGUCCCAGUCGGUGGAGCACGACCACCCGCACGCCCUGGAGUUCCUCCGCAAGGACUGCAGCAACGUCAGCGACUUCUUCAUGAAGCGUGGCGUCGCGGUGAUGACGGUCAGGGAGCUGUUUGACUUCAUCACCGACCCGUCCAUCACCUGCCACAACAUGGACCAGUACCUGGAGAAGGCCAUGGCGAUCGCGGCGGAGCGGGCGCCGGGCCAGCGGACGCAUCAGGACGGAGUGGACGAGGAGGUGUUUAUGAAGGCCUACAUCCCCCGCACGCUGACGGAGGUGAGUCACUACGAGCGAGACGUUGACCUGAUGAGGAUGAAGGAGGAGGAGGCGGCCAUCUUUGGACACGCCGACAACGUUCUGUACCAGACGCUCACCGGACUGAGGAAGGAUCUGACUGGAGUUCAAACGGUUCCUGCUCUGCUGGAGAACGACCUAUCUUCAUCCUCGGAGGAGGAGGAGGAGGAGGAGGAGGAGGAAGAGGAGGAGGAGAAGAGUGAGGAAGCCCAGAUGGACAAAAAGGAGAAGAAGAAGAUGGUGAAAGAAGCUCAGAGAGAGAAGAGAACCACCAAAGUACCAAAACACGUGAAGAGGAGGAAAGAGAAGGUGUCCAAGAUUAAGAAGGGCAAAUGAAGGCUUCUAGUGUGUCUGUGUGGAUGCCCUGACCUCUGACCUCCCUGACCUCUGACCUCUGACCCGUCAGCUGCACAACAAACAGCAUCACUUUAAAUGUUUGCAGUGAAACUUUUAAUAAAAUGUUUUUAUCAUCA